AUGGCAGCGAUGGUGUGUAUGUCCAUCGUGCUAGAUUGGUCUCCCGUGCUGGGCCGGCCUUCAACAGAAAUCGACGAAUCCCGGCAGGAAACAGACCGAGGGGAUCAGCUCAUCGAUGAAGCCUUUCUCAUGAAGAAGCCUUUCAGACCUACGCGGCUUCCAGGGCUUCUGCUGCCCCUUCUUGGCAGAAAGUUGAAGUCGGUGAAGGAGGAGUACCCGCUAGCCCUGAUCUGUCGGUGUAGCCUCCUCGAUAACCGCACAGAGCACGUCAGCCGGCGGAUCAACCUCCAAUGCCAUCGUCAGUCAGGGAUGUUCUUAUCCGCCAACAACGGCCCCAGGGUGGUCAAGGGACUCAAGAUCCAGGGUCUUGGGGGAGGAAACACUCGGGUUUCUGUAACAAAGACUACUGGGCGGCUUGGCAGCCGGGGCGCGUUGAGAGGAUUCGCUUUGCUCUCUGUUCGCGGUGUGGUUGAUGCUGUGGCUCUCCCUGAGAGUACCAAUGAAGGCGUAACAGCGUGCAAUUGCCCUGUAUCCUUCACGGCUCUGCAGAAGCAGGCACAACUGCAGCCAAUACAACAAAUGGAGAUGGGCCCUCCACUCGCAGGUGGCCUUCGGUGA
This is a messenger RNA of Paracoccidioides lutzii Pb01, 618 nucleotides long. RefSeq lists its product as hypothetical. The transcript is spliced from 6 exons. Bases 1 to 618 code for a protein of 205 amino acids. The record is from RefSeq and is a predicted model, not a curated record.